Molecule: messenger RNA, 6789 nt
Organism: Drosophila subpulchrella
Lineage: Eukaryota; Metazoa; Arthropoda; Insecta; Diptera; Drosophilidae
Exons: 6
Coding region: 42-6599 (2185 amino acids)
Source: RefSeq, a predicted model, not a curated record
CCCGGUUUUGCCGUUCACACAAAAAUGGCGGCGUCUGUCCAAUGGGAUUUCAAACUAAAAACAAAUUUAACAGCGCCAUGAAUGCAAACAAACGCCGAAGUUCCUUGCGCAAGGCGGCGCCUGUGGAAGAUGAUGCCACAACAACAAAUCAAGCGACGGUCAAACAACAAAUCAAGCGACGCAUCAGUUUCAGUGGCAAGAAGUUCGUGAGGGAAUUUGUCAACACCAAGGAGACCAACAACUGGGACGACUCGUACGAGGUGUCCGAACACAAUGCGGAGGACAGCACGGGAUCCAGAUCCGUAGCAGGAUCAGGACCACUAUCGAGCGUUUCACAAGACAAGGAGAACGUUCCUUUGCCAGGCCAUCAUGAACGAAGCGUCACCGACUCCAUCCUUAAUCUGCAGACCAGCGUGGAUGUCACCAUGCUGCCCGGCGAGACGAGGAUCUCAUCAUUGCGGAACGCCAGCAACAUCACCUCCAUCUGUCUGUCCUCCGAGGAGCGAAAGGUGCUGCAGAGCAGCCUCUACGAUCACCGGGCGAUGGACAAGACCUACGAUCUGAUGUCGCAAUCGCUGAUUACCCGCAUCCAAAGCCAAACCAGCAAUUUAGAGGAUCCCUCGUUCGAACAGCCACCAAUCGAAAGGGGAAAAAGUGUGAAUACCCCGGUAGCCAAGGGCAUAAGCGACUCCUUUAUGGACAUCACGCCAUUGGGAUUCGCUGUUCCGGCUCCUGCACCCGCUCCCGCUGUUUCUGCUUCCACAGCUGUUCCUGCUCCUACUCCUGUUGCCGCUCCUGCUCCUCCUCCUCCAGCCCAACAGAGUUUCAUGGAUCUGGAAGACGACAGCAUGAUGCGGGAAAUGCGCGAGUUUACCAAGAAGGAGAAGAAGACUCCGCUGCAGAAACCGCUUUUCAUGGAUAUAGAGGAGGCGGCAAGGGAGACCAAGAAUAAAACCCAACAUGGACCAGUUGAUAUAUCCUUCGAUUGCCCUUUAAAUGUUUCCGAGAACCGGGAUCGCUCGCCGUCGAACUCCUUUGAGAGCAACAAUAGCACCAUCAACUUCAUCAAGGAUGAGUCCAUGCUCAUACCAUUCGACAUGAUCUCGGGGAAAAACAUUAGCAAGAAACUCAAUUUUCGCCAACUGAACGAUGAGCUGGAGGCGGGAAAAAUCCAGUUGUUUCCAAAUGGUCCAAAAACGCCCACAACAGAUCGGAAGACAACGAAAAAUCGUUUUUGGCAAGGUCUGGAAGGGGAAGAUAAUAGUCCGCGGAAGGAUAUAAGAAGCAUAAAGCCACGGGCAACAUUGAAUUUCAGCGAGAAUAUGAUGAUGUCGCCGGCGCCAACAAGUCCAAAUCGAAAGGAGAAUGAUAAACUAAAGGUGAUGGAUGAUAAGCGGAAAUAUCGAUUCUCCCAGGCGGAUGAGAUGAUGCUGGACAACACAAAUUUCUUGGCUCAUGCGAAAUUGGGCGAUGAGACUCAGUCGAGAAAUAACUCCAAGAACUCUACGAGACGGGAGACAACCUAUGACAAUUCCGAGUUGAAUUUAGAAUACCCCAUAAACAGUCAGAGCUUCCAUCCAAUUCCGAGCUCCAAGCCUCGACAGACUGUUUGCAAGGCUGAGGAAAUGCAGCAGGAUCAGUUAGAGUUGCCUGCUAUUUCGGGUGUGAAAGCCGUUCCCCCACGUCGCACUUUACAUCUCAAUGAAUCCAUGGAUCAGGAAGCCACCAAGUCUAUGCAUCUGAGGAAAGAGAUUGCGGUGACCACGGAGAAGACUGUCUAUGAAAAAUCUACAAUUAGUCAGGAGAACGCUAGGAAGGGCACCGUUUGGGCUUGUACUAAAACCAAGCGCAGGGAGACCCUUUUGAUGCAGGAAAGCAUGGACAUCACCAGUCCUUGCAAGGAUCUACAUUUGGAACCCACAUCUGCUCCUGCCGUUAAUGUCCAAUCCAAAAAGAAUCACACUCUUUACUUAGCAGAGCCUUUGGAAGAAGAGGAAGUCAAAGGAAGCGAAAUAUUUCCUCUAACAAAUAUUUCCCCCAAUGAAAUCAAAUCCAAGCCGAGACAAACUAUGUUAUUAGAGGAACCCAUGGAUGAGGGUAGUGAUAUGAUAGAUCCACCUGUUUUUAAUUCGAAAAGAAAAACACUUCACUUGGCGGAACCUCUGGAAGAGGAGGAAGUCAUCCCAGACAGGCUUUUACCUACGAAAACCUUUCCGCAUCAAGAAAAGAAAUCCAAAGCCAGGCAAACUCUACUGUUAGAGGAACCCAUGGAAGAAGAAAUGUUCAAUAAAAAAAAUGAGCCAGAAGAUAAAAUAUUCCCAGUUAAGAACAUCUUGUCGAAUCAAGGAAAGAAAUCAAAUGCUAGGCAAACUCUUCUGUUAGAGGAACCCAUGGAAGAGGAUCCGUUCUUAGAAGAUCCUUUUGCAGCGAAAUCCAGACAAACUCUUACUUCAUCAGAACCCAUUGGCGAGGAUAAGUGCAUUCCGCAGCUCAAGAAUAAGUCAAUAGUAUUGCGAAAAACUUUUGAUAAAUCAACUGCACCGCAGCGACAAAAAUCAAGGCACACUCUUAUAAUGUCUGAGCCCAUUGAAGAAGAACAAGUUGCAUCCAUUCAGUGCCGAGAGCAGUCCCGCUUGAAAUCAAGAAGCACUCUUCUUCUCCACGAGCCUGUUGAGCAGGAUUUUGCACCCGAAAAGGAUGAUAAUUCAGUUGGGCAGCAUAGACCGAAGCCAAGGCAUACGCUCAUCAUGUCAGAACCCAUUGAAGAAGAUGUAGAACAGCCACGACCUGAAUCCUUUAGCGUAUUCAUGGAUAGUCAUACUGAUAAUAAGGUGCCAACUAAUAAGGCGAAUUCCCCCACUUACAAAGCAAGUCGAACUCUUCUCAUGUCAGAUCCAAUAGAUGAAGAUGUGACUGAGCUAAAAUCUAAGGGUCAAACUAAGGAACCGCUAUCCGAAGUGGGACAUAAAAACACAACUUCUAAUAGGUCCCUAAGAUCGAGAUCGACUCUUCAAAUGUCGGAAUCCAUAGGAGAUGCUCAUAAGUCUAUCGCUCAUAAAAAUGACCAUUCUCAUUAUAAGUCAAGAAAUACUAAGUUAAUGGAAGAAUCUUUUGGAGAAAUGACAAUUAAAAGCGAUAGUCGGCCAUCCAAAUCUCGCCAAACUAUCCUUACGGCAGAGUCCAUAGAGGAAGAUGAGGAAAUAUAUAAGUCUAUGGAUAACAAUAAUAAACCGUCUAAGUUAAUGUCAAAUCGCACGAAGUUUAUGGAAGAGUCCAUUAUGGAAAUUGAAUCUGAAAAACCCGUCAAGUCAUCCAAACCUCGUCAAACUCUUCAUGUGGCCGAACCCAUAGAGGAAGAUGAGGAAAUAUAUAAGUCUAUGGCUAACAAUAAUGAACCGUUUAAGUUAAUGUCAAAUCGCACGAAGUUUAUGGAAGAGUCCAUUAUGGAAAUUGAAUCUGAAAAACCCGUCAAGUCAUCCAAACCUCGUCAAACUCUUCAUGUGGCCGAACCCAUAGGGGAAGAUGAGGAAAUAAAUAAGUCGAUGCCUAACAAUAAUGAACCGUGUAGGUUAAUGUCAAACCGCACUAAGUUUAUGGAAGAAUCCACUACGGAAAUUGAAUCUAAAAAACCUGUCCAGCCAUCCAAACCUCGUCAAACUCUCCUUGUGGCCGAACCCAUAGAGGAAGAUGAGGAAAUUCAUAAAAAGCCAAAAAAUCACAUGGUCUCCCAUUUUGUCGAGGAAUCUAUGCAGGAGAUGAGAACUAAAGUGAAUGGCCAAACGAGGCGUCAGACGCUUAUUAAUGCUGAACCAAUAGAAGAGGACUUGGAGCUCCCUAACCCAAUGCAAAAUGCUAUGGAACAGUCAUUGCAAGAAUCCAGACUUACUGACCAAUCAUCUAAGAAUCGAUCUUCUAAAUCAAGACUCACCCUUGUAAUGGCGGAGCCCAUAGAGGAAGAUUCUGAGCCUGUCAAACCAAGAAAUCAUUAUAAGAGCCAACAUCACCCGAAGCCAAGAAAUACUCUGCUCACCCAUGAACCCAUUCAGGAAGACUUUGUAGCCGGAACGGGGGAAAAUUCCCUAGGGCCGCAGACAUCCAAGCACAGAAAGACGCUUCUUAUGGCAGAACCCAUUGAAGAAGAUACUAGUUUCUAUAAUAAAAGCAAGAGCAAUAACAACAGUGGGUAUAAUUUGCAAAAAAAAAAUACGAGCCACUCUAGAGGCUAUACGUCUUCCAAAUCGAGACAAACUUUGCUUAUUCCGGAACCCAUUGAGGAGGAUGAUAUUUCAUGUGGUAACUAUCAAGAAACCAAAAAUGUGACAGGAAUUACGCUGCCCUCGGCAGAAUCCGAUAAGGCAAGUGUACCCCCUCCACUUGAUGUAAAUUCAAAGCAUUUUUCCGGGGAUGAGAAUUUCAAAUGUAUUGAUGAAUCAAGGAAGACAAGAAAUACUCUUGUCCGCGCCCAAUCCAUUGAAAUUGAAAAGGACGCGAUUCCUACAGCCCAGGCCUCCAAAAGACAUACUUUGCUUUUAUCAGAACCCAUGGAUGAAGAUGAGGAAGUACCAGGACAAAAUUACCCCACAAAUGAGAAACAACUUCCUGAAAAACCAAAAAAAGGUGUGUUAAAUGGUCUCAAGGAAACUGUGUUUGGCAACUCCUUGGAAAGGGAAGAGGGAGCGGUUCCUUCCAAAGCUAAAGCCCUUCAAACCAUGCUAAUCACCCCCGUGCCCAAUACCAGGAUAUUGUCAAGAAUCAGUCAAUUCACAACCUACACGCCCGGAAUGUCCUUGACUGAGUUCGAGGAUCAGGAAGAGAUAAGCAAGAUACCGGUUUCCGAAAAAAAGCUUGUAACCUCGCAGAGAAAACAAUUUUCCACGUAUCAGCAGCAGCAGAUGGAAUUGGUGGCGGAUGCCUCCGGGAUUGGAACUCCAUUGCGCCACGCCGCGCUGAAGCGCCUGCCCUUCCAUCUCACACCCAAUCUUCCAGAGUCCAAGAAACGGCAUACACAUCUGUUAACGGAUAGCAACAUGGAAAUUACAAUGGAGGAGGAGCAGGAAGGUGCCUGGGGGACGACAAAACCAAUGUUGGAGGCAGGCACAAGUAAAUGCCGCAGGACCUUCACGGUAAAUCCAAUGGACGCGUCGGUGCAGGCAGUAAGAGAUUUUCAUCCUGCCAUGACUGAGUUGAAUAAAAAGAGCUCUCUAGACAUGCUGGAGUUGUCAACAAAGUUGGUAUAUAACACAGAUCUGGAUGAUAAGCCCAUAACUAUCUCGGAUGUGACCAAUUACUUUCAGCAGCAGAAAGAGAUGCAGCGCAGAUCUAGCGAAAGGGAGAGUGGCAGCUCCAACGAAAGAACUUUUAGGAGCUAUGCUGCCACGAACUUGAAAUUCAUCAACCUGACCGGGAACACCACCACCUUUGCAGGCGCUCAGGAUGUGGAUGGGGAGCAGAAGGAGCCAUCCAUUGAGAUAGACAACGUGCGGCUCAGCCUGGUUUCCACGCUGGCCGAGGAAACGGACGAUGAGGGUGUGGAGGAGGAGGAGGAGUGCCAGGAGGAGCAUCCACCAAAAACGGAACUGUGUGAGGAUCAGCCAGUGGUUAUUGCCGGCAGCAGCCGCUCCUGCAAGAAGUGCACAAAUUGCAAUCAAUCCUUAAGCGAAACGAAGCUAAGUAACGACUCCUUCGUCCUGCCUCACAAGAAACUAUGGGACUUCUCACGGCAACAACAGCGGUUGAGCAUCAUUAGGCAGAAACCCACAAUGAAGGAGGUCAACCUGUACUGGGAGCUCGAGGAGCAGAACCGCAUGUCAAGGUGCCACGAAACAGACGAUUCAAUGGAUCAAUCGAGAGUAGAGGACGAGCCAACCCCUUGGGACAAAGCGACGCUUUUGGAUCUGUGCAAGAUACGAGUUGGUCCACCGAAGGCCAUAGACAGGCCCACGGAAUCCUUCUUUGAACGCCUCAAAUGUUUGCUGGCCGAGCAGCAGCCAAACUGGAUCUGUGACUUCCAACGCAAGAUAUCCCAGCAAAUGAUAUUUUACCACCGCCUGCUAACCACGUUUCGAAUUGUAGUCAACUACAAAAUCGAGGACAUGGCGGGAGAGUCUGCCAUUAGUGUGUGCUUCAUUGAGUUGGACAACGAGGUGAUCACUCGAAAGGAACACUGGACAUCGGGCGAGCACCUUUUAAACUUUCAACUGAGUCUCAGGUUGCCGCUCAAUCUUAUUGAUGCCAUCGAAGGCAGUGAUGAGACAGCUUUUCUAAAGUUCCUCAAACAUAUUGAUCAGAAAGUUGUGGAGAUCAAGCAAACGUUCCACAGUCUUCUGACCGUUUUAACGGAGAAGAGGGCGAGGCUCCUAAGAGAAGCGAAUCGUACGAUUGUAAAAAAGAUUGUGCGGAAAUGCAUAGAAGACGAACCGCUUGUGCGUCUGGAGAAGACGAGUUUCGUUAUUGAAGUUUCAAAUAUCGAGGAAGUGUCCUUCAUGGACAUUCUGCGCCCCGAACUGCAUCUUUUCAAUGAAAACAUUCAGUAUCUGCCAAAGGGAAUUGCCUUCCUGGAAGCAUUUCUUACCAACCCCGAGCAGUACCUUAAAAAAUAAAUAUGUAGAAUGUAUAUUUAGAACACCUUAUUUUGCUACUUGUAUAAAUUUAAAAUAAAUACGUUCUUUUUACCAAAUAUAUACCAAUAUAUAACAGCCAUCCGUCGGGCUUUCAACUACUCAAAUAUGUUACUACCAGUUUGAUAGACUUUAAAAGUUAAGGUUCUUAAGAAACCCCAAAUAUAGCAAA